GCUGAGCCCCGAAGGCCUCUGCUCUGCGCCCACUCAUUAACGUGCAGCAGCAGCAGCAGCAGCACAGCGCGUCCUCGGAUGCUGCGCCUCCGCUCCCCUCUGCCUCCACUGCGCAGCCGCACUUUCUCCUGGAGGCAGAAGGCAGAGGCGGCGGACGGGAAAAUGGCCCUCGACAAUCUGAUCUUCGUCCAGUGCAUCCUCUAUUUCCUGGCCUUCGUGUUCGGCUUCAUCGCCGUGGUGCCGCUGUCGGAGAACGCGGAGGACUUCGGGGGGAAAUGCCUGCUGUUCACCCGCGGAAUGUGGCAGAACGAGAACAUCACCGUGUCGAAGCAGCGCUUCAUCGUGGAGGAGUGGGGACCCGAGUGCUCCUGCAGCUUCACCACUUUUGUCGGGAUUGCAUCCCUCAUCCUGUCCGCAGUGCAGGCAUGGAGGCUGCUCUUCUUUUUGUGCAAAGGACACGACGAUUCGUUUUUCAAUGCCUUCCUCAACCUGAUGAUCAGCUCCCUGAUGAUGUUCACAAUCUUCCUGUCCAGCACCAUUGUCAGCGUGGGUUUCAACCUGUGGUGUGACUCAGUCACUGAGAGUGGGACCAUACCUAACAGCUGUGAGGAGCUGCAGGACACGGAUCUAGAACUGGGCCUGGACAAUUCUGCCUUCUAUGACCAGUUUGCAAUAGCUCAGUUCGGCCUCUGGGCUGCCUGGCUCACCUGGCUUGGAAUCACAGUGCUGGCCUUCCUGAAGGUCUACCAUAACUACAGACAGGAGGACAUGCUCGACUCCCUGAUCCAGGAGAAAGAACUGCUGCUUGGCCGCUCCUCACGCUGCAACUCUGACCUCAAGACCGGCCUGAUCUAGAAAUUAUAGGCUGCAACACACAUCUCUGCCCUACAGGGCUGGUCACAAGUUUACAUACAAUCAUCAUUCAUACAGAUCUCAUUUUAAUUAAAUCAUGACCCAUUUGAACUUUUUUUUCCUUGGUGGACUGAAAAUACAGCAAAAAGCUUCACUGGAUCUUGCAAAAAAAUAAAUAAAAUUAGAUACACCAGUUUUCUCUAAUUUAUUGAUGUUCAAAAUGUUAUGUACAGGCUCACUUGUAGAAAAAAUUAAAUGCUAUUUGUGGCCUUCAACAAGCAUCUGCCAUGAUUCUGGUUUGGUUUAUGGCGGCCCCUCUUAGCUAAAUUGCAGAUUUAAUUUAAACUGAUUGGUUUCUUGGCUCCAACACAAUUUUCAAACAUCGUUUAUAUAUUUUGAGCUAAUUUAAGGUCAGUGCUUUCCAAAAGCUUAGUGUUAGCUUGCUUUAUCUAGUCCAGAGUCUGUUUUCAUAUGUUUAGGAUGUUCAUCCUGCUGGAUCACUCAGUAUUGUCCACGUUUCAACUGUUUGACCCAGACUGCCCCCUCAGAUGAAAUGUAGUUAUAUGUGAGGCUCAGGUCUAAUAAUAAUAAUAAUAAAUUGUAUUUGUAAUGCACUUUACAUUUAAGAAAAAUCUCAAAGUGCUACAGG
Molecule: messenger RNA, 1501 nt
Organism: Fundulus heteroclitus (mummichog)
Lineage: Eukaryota; Metazoa; Chordata; Actinopteri; Cyprinodontiformes; Fundulidae
Product: transmembrane protein 179
Exons: 4
Coding region: 79-855 (258 amino acids)
Source: RefSeq, a predicted model, not a curated record